UGCAGAAUGCGAGUACUGAUCUUCUCGUUUGUUCUCUCAUCAUGCUACUGUUUGAACUGGAUGAUCCCGAGGUGGCAGACAGCUGGAGCAAGGGGAUUUCUUCUUUGUAACGGUAAACCCGCUGCUCGAGCAUUUAUGCUUUUGUGUCAAAAAGGAUUUUUUUCCAUAAAAUGCCUGGAUGUCGCCGCAGCGGACAAAAAUGGAUUUUUCAAAAUUUCAGGCACUAUAUUCGAGAAAUCAAUGAAUCCACAACUCCGCAUUUACUCUUGUUGCAACCGAUGGACUCAAUCCGAAAAUAAAGGAGGUCUGCAUAUACAUUCCACCAAAGUAUAUACGUGGAACAAAAAAAGUAUGGGAAUACUGGAACGUCGAAAUUGAGCUCGGCACAGAGGCCAACUUGUGCUCACAUCCCUCCGCGCAAUGAAUAAAGUCUGUCGUCGGCAAAUUUGAGUUGUACGGGACAUGGAUUAAUGUCACAUGAACACAUCUCAGAAAUGCAUUUGUCAGGGUAAUUCUAUGCUUCUUCUUUUUUUUC
Molecule: messenger RNA, 535 nt
Organism: Cylicocyclus nassatus
Lineage: Eukaryota; Metazoa; Nematoda; Chromadorea; Rhabditida; Strongylidae
Source: the annotation of a GenBank genome assembly